Messenger RNA from Cuscuta europaea, 2492 nucleotides. NCBI's taxonomy places the organism in Eukaryota, Viridiplantae, Streptophyta, Magnoliopsida, Solanales, Convolvulaceae. The record is from the annotation of a GenBank genome assembly.
CAAACACAGGCAAUUCCCUACGCACGCAUAUCCCCUCUUUCCUCUUCUCUCUUCCAAAACCCUCCUACCAAAGGCCUAAAGAUAGAAAACCUGGGCAACGGCAUUUUCGAACCCAUUUAAACAUCAUGAAAUUACAGUGGAAAACCUGGGCAACAGCAGUAAACGUCCAUCACCUUAUAUCAGUCGCCUUGGCAGCCGACCAAGGCGGGAAAAGCGAAGGCGGGCCAGAGAGCGGUUCAAAGAGAGGCUCUACCGAGAGACAGAUUGAGAUACGCUCAGAGGAUGAAGGAGAGACAAGGAAAAGGCGGUGAGCCGUCCGUGAACGAGUGUUACACUCAGUGGAAGUCUCUGGUCCCCAUUCUCUACGACUGGCUAGCUAAUCACAACCUUGUGUGGCCAUCUGGCCCAUCUCUCUCCUACAGGUGGGGCCCACAAGUGGAGCAAGCGACGUACAAGAAUCGUCAAUGGCUUUACCUAUCUGAGCAGUUGUGGGGGUUUACGCUCCCAUGGAGUCUAUGAACUACCCUCCAAAGCUCCUAGACAGUUAAAUCCGGAUCUGAUUACGGCCAGUUCUGAUGGAACCGAAGUUUGGUUUAGACGAUGGCUCUGGUUCAAACUUUGAUGCAGCCUUGGUGCUUGCGACCAUGCUCACAUCACAAAUCAAUAAUGUGAACUCCACAGGCGGUCCCCAAGCAGUGAAUUCAAACGGUCAGGCUGGUGAUCAGUCAAAAGGGGCCGAAACACAUGAUGGGUCAAGAGGGGAUAAUUCUGAGCCCCCAUCUGAUCACACCAGAAUUUGGUCUGACCUUUCAGGAAGUGGUAGAAACCAGAUUAUUAAUGAGCAGCAAGAGAUUCUGAGAGUCGGUUCCAUUAACAUUUCUGGAGGUGGAGCUACAACAGGAAAUGUGGUUUCUGGUGCUAACAAGUAGCGUGCUUUUUUUUUUUUUUUGCUUUUUCUUAAACUUUGACCAUUUACUUAUAAUCUGCAAUUUCCUUAAUGGGGGGUGGCACAGAUAAGCUGAUCUUACAUGUUAGAUCUUUUGAAUUUUAAAACACUGUUCCUGGCUCCGGAUCUGUUAUCUAGAAGGCGAUUUUGUAACAAAACCCAUAAGAUAGCCUUUUCCAUCAAGGUACAUAAUCAAGUGAGGUAGUGGUAACGAGUCUUUAGAUCUAAAAAGCUGUUAUGUCAUUUCUCACAAUGUGGAAUGUGAACGGGAGAUACUUCUAAUUUUAAGGGGUUAUAGUUUUCAAAUAAUAUCUCUUCAUUCUAAACUUCAACUAACUACCGCAGACAUUUACAAAAAGCAUUUAAAAGUGAUUUUCAGUGUUAUAAGAGCGUAUGCAUGACUGUGUUCCGCAAUUACCAUGCAAUUUCUCUAGUUAAAAUGAUAUUCUCUAAGCAUUAUGUAUUUAUGUAGUGUAGAGGAAUGAUCCUGUCAGGCUGGCUUGACACGAUCUGCCAUCCGGCCGUCUCAUUUUGAAGUGGUUCCUCCCUGUGGAAUUUUUGAUGAAAUUUUUUGAGCAUGUUCUUCAUGUAGUGUAGAUUAUGUCCACCAAAUUUCAGCUUAAAAUUCAACCGAGAAGGCAGUUAAAUAAAAUAAUUUAAAAACAUUGUGACGGACUUCCAAUCAAAUUUUAAGUUGAAAUAUUGUGGAGAUAAUCUGCACUUCACGAAGAACAUGCUCACAAAAUUUCAUCAAAAGUUCCACUGGGAACGAGAUUACUCUUUACGUAUAUAGUUUAAAUCACCAGGUUUCAAGAAACAUUUUCUUAACUAAAUACCUUAGCUGCAAUAAUGAGGAAACAGAUCACACAAAGGAGACACAAGGCAGGACAGAAAGUACGCGUCAUGCUUCUCAAUACCAUCCAAACAACUGGAUAGAUGCGUGUGAAGAAGAUGAUGAAGAUGAAGAUGAUCCAGAGUUUGUUGUAGAGGCAACAUUAAGAGCUGUCUUUGCAAGCAUUCUUUUUAAUCUUUAUAUGAACCAGGACUCCAGAGCGUGCACGUCUCCAGAUUUUGAUUAUAAAGGCCUUUGAUGACGAUGACUCGGGUUGGGUGUUUGUGUUAUUUGUAUGUCUAUGCUCAAGGCUUGGUGAUUAUGAUUUUUUUAACUAACUAGUAAAUGAUAGACAAAGUUGGUUGUUUGAUCUGUCUUGAGUCUUGACUUCUAGAAUAACAACUAUCAACUCCACUAAAGAACAAUUGGGCCUCUUAAAAUUUCUGCGAUGGCUUGCAGGCUCGGAUGCAUUUGACUCCACAUCAACAAAGUUCAACCCUUGCUCUCGUAGCCAGUUAAGAGCAUUCCUAAUACCAACUCAUUCGUGCUAACAUUUAAAUACUACAGAUAUUUAUUAUAAAACAUUAGUCUUCAAACUAAGUCUCAAGCAAUGGUGGAGCUAGAAAAACGAUUUAGGAAAGAUCAAAACUCAAUCUAUAUACAGAACGAAAAUGGUGGAUCAUUUGUAAACAACAUUCGAGUUGAAUAUUUCAG